Molecule: messenger RNA, 1173 nt
Organism: Hyaloperonospora brassicae
Lineage: Eukaryota; Oomycota; Peronosporomycetes; Peronosporales; Peronosporaceae
Source: the annotation of a GenBank genome assembly
AUGUACUUUGGCAAGUACGUCUCGCACGAGGGCUCCGAGAAGCUCCGGACGUACCAGUACCACGGCACCGACAAGUCGCUCGUGUUCCAGCACGUGCUCACGCCCAUGAACGACGCGCUGGUCGAGCACCUGCCGCGCUGGCUCGCGCCCAACCUCAUUACGCUGCUGGGGCUCCUGCUCGUGGCCGCUUCGCACGCCGUGGUCGCGUACCUCUGCCCGCUGUUGUACGGCGACGUGCCGCCCUGGGCCCUCACGGCCGCUGCGGCCGCGCUCUUUGCCUACCAGACGCUCGACAACUUGGACGGCAAGCAGGCGCGCCGGACGCACUCGUCGUCGCCCCUGGGGCUGCUGUUUGACCACGGCUGCGACGCGCUCAACGUCUCGGUCGGGACCAUUACCAUGGCCAGUGUGCUGCAGCUCGGGGCGACGUGGAAGACGCUGGGGCUGGUGCUCAGUGGCCACUUUGCCUUUAUCUUUGCCACGUGGGAAGAGUACUACUCAGGCUCGCUCGAGCUUCCGGUGAUCAAUGGCCCGACCGAAGGCAUUCUCCUUGGCGUUGCGCUUAAGCUCUUUACGGCACUGGUUGGUGUGGACUUUUGGACGCACGAGCUGGUCAACGGCGUGCAGAACAACUCGCUGCUUGUGUGUUUGACGAUCGUCAGCUCGUGCGUGACGCUUCUAGUCAAUGUAAAGAAUGUGCUGAAGGCCGUGCGUCUGAACGAAGACUCGAUCCUUGUCGCGUUCACGCGACUUCUGCCAUUCAUCACCCUCAAUGCCCUUGCUGGCUUAUGGGCUUUGUUCUCUCCCUCGGACAUUUUCUCGACUCACCCGCGAACGUUUCUGUGGAUGCUCGGUCUGCUGAACAGCAAGUUGGUGCUUCACCUUAUGUUGGCUCAUCUAUGCGGGGAAGAGUAUCACCCGUUUCGCAAGACGCUGGUGCCCAUCUUCUACGUUGCUGGGCAUUGCGCGUUUUGCAUGAUGGAAGGCACCUAUGACGCCAUCAACGAAGAGCUCAUUGUCCGAGAGUUCUUUUUCCUCUCGUUGGCUGCGUACGUGCACAUCGUUAUCACGGUGGUGUGGGAGGUGAAGAAUGUGCUGGGGGUGUCGGUGUUUACGAUCCCGUACGACCCGCAGUCCAAGUCGUGUAGCGAUCCAGCAGCAAAGUCGUCGUAA